This is a messenger RNA of Uranotaenia lowii, 946 nucleotides long. RefSeq lists its product as uncharacterized. Gene Ontology annotation, molecular function: N-acetyltransferase activity. The coding region runs from base 183 to 827 and encodes 214 amino acids. The transcript has a single exon. The record is from RefSeq and is a predicted model, not a curated record. Lineage: Eukaryota; Metazoa; Arthropoda; Insecta; Diptera; Culicidae.
UUCCAAGCGAACUUAGGCGCCGAAAACAAAAUUUGGCUAGGUCAAUGUUCAGUUUGAUUAACAUUUCGUCACGAUUUACCUUCGUGCGUACUACGCUCAGUUCUAGAUUCAAAUAGAAGGUGAAUAUUGGUGUUUUUGUUUUCCUUCAAGUUCAGCGAAGAAUUGUGCUCAAAAGUAGCGAGAUGAGUGAAAUAACGUACGGUCCCGUACUACCGGAAGACUUUGAAGUCGCUCGUCAAUUCAUAGUGGACUACUUUUACGCCUUUGAGCCCAUGAACCGGGCCUAUAUUCAUGGGAAGGAACCUGCAGAAGAGGACGUGGAGUUCAGUGUGAAGUUUCUGAACGAAGGUCUAGGUGUCAAAGCUACGGUAGAUGAUGGACGGAUUGUUGGUAUUUCGUUGGGUUACAUCGGAAGCGAAGAUGAUGUGGCGGUUUUGACGGAGAGCGUUAAAAAUUCCAGGGACCGGAAAUGGGGUGACAUCCUGCAAUUUUUGAUAUUCGUUCACGAAAGUUCGAAUGUUAGUGAGAAGUUUGGCGUUUCGGAUGCUUACGAAAUACAAAUAGUUGGUGUUCAUCCCGACUUUAGGGGUCGUUCCAUUGCGAAGGAACUGGUUAGGAAACAACUUCAGCUGGCAAAGGAGAAGGGUUUCAAAGGCGUUUACGUCGAUUGCUCGAACGUUUUCACCGCAAAAAUAAUGGAAUCGUUGGAGUUUGAAAUUGUCAACGAGAUUGUUUUGGAAAACUAUCGGACGGAGAAGGGAGAACAAAUUUUCCAACCGGAGGAUCAAGUGAAUCGAUCGAUAAAAUCAUAUUUUAAGCGUAUCUAAUAAACAAUGAUGGUAGCAAGCUAGCUGUGUUUCAUUUUCCGCUUGUUCCUUUAGUCUAGACGGCGACGGCGGCGUGCGCGUGACAUUCGAGCAGUCGUGAAUCAGCCGCUAAGCAGUUC